Fusarium poae is the source of this 816-nucleotide messenger RNA. RefSeq lists its product as uncharacterized. The transcript has 3 exons. The record is from RefSeq and is a predicted model, not a curated record. NCBI's taxonomy places the organism in Eukaryota, Fungi, Ascomycota, Sordariomycetes, Hypocreales, Nectriaceae. The coding region runs from base 1 to 816 and encodes 271 amino acids.
AUGGCAUUGCCCAGCGAAAGAGGCGACCUGAACCGCCACCAUGCUGCCUCGGCUUCGGAUUGCCAGGUCGUUACAACAGAGACUCAUGAUUACCAGCAGGUAUCUCAGAGCUAUUGCGGCUUCGGCAUCGAGUCAAUAUGGCAAGAAUUCGAUUCCAGAAAGCGAUCCGCAGAGUAUCAUCUAAACAAAGUGCGCGAAUGUUUGCAUUAUUUCAAGGGUCCAGACGAUGCAACCACAGCUCUGGAAUGUCAAGAUGUUGUUCUUGGCCAACACGCCGUCAAUAAAGAUAGCCAGUACCAAUGGCACCUCAAGGUCGAAUACGACAAAGCCGCCCGUGACCUCAUUGUUAUGGAGAACAUUCUCAAAAUACUCAUGUCCAACGAUUCGAGUGCAGCUGAGGUUAGAAGUCACUUUGCCAGCGCGGCAAUGUCGCUCACGUUUUUUACGGGAUCCUGUUUUAUUGCUAGUAAGAAUUACGACCAGAUUUGGGACAUUGGAGCUUUGACUGGAGCUCUUUAUGGAGGGUACAACAUGGCGAAAUCAUCCUAUCGUGGAGCCCACGGAUACCUUCGGAUGACAGCUCUAGAAAGAUGUGACCGAAUUGUGAAAUCUUUCAGGAAUAGAAUCCAGAAUCAGACGAUCGAGGAAGAAGAUUGCGCUUCUUUCAAAAGUUACUGGUUUACAAUGUUGAAUCAGUUCAGGCCUGAAAAUGGGAUGGAUGAAGACGAUGUGUCUGGCAACAUCAGACAAGCACAUCAAAUUUCAUAUGAUGCUGUUGGAUCUCGCAAUGAUGCUCAUUUUUACACAACUGAAUAA